Messenger RNA from Portunus trituberculatus (swimming crab), 2809 nucleotides. RefSeq lists its product as uncharacterized. The transcript has 9 exons. Gene Ontology annotation, molecular function: serine-type endopeptidase activity. The coding region runs from base 112 to 1413 and encodes 433 amino acids. The record is from RefSeq and is a predicted model, not a curated record. NCBI's taxonomy places the organism in Eukaryota, Metazoa, Arthropoda, Malacostraca, Decapoda, Portunidae.
AACCAGUCUCUCUGUGGCUGUCAAGGGGGAAGGUUGUGCGCCCCCCUGUGCUGCUCCUCCUCUUCCUCCUCCUGCUCCUGCUCCUCCACCUGCUUGUCUCUUUCAAGCAGGAUGGCUCUGCUGAAGUGUGCUGGCGUGCUGCUGCUGCUGCUGGUGCUGUCGCCGCUGUACUCAGACGGCGAGGUGGCAGAAGUAUGCUCGGAACACGAACUGACUUUAUCCUGCGCUAACGAGGCAACAAAUGGUGGCAGCGGGGUGGGAUCGUCAACCACCACCACCACCAUGAGCAGCAGCAGCGGGGACCAGAUCGUGCUGAGGGAGGCGUGGCUGUACGGCUUCUCCAACAUCAUCAGGGAGAUUGACGCCUACCUGGGGAACAAAACGCCCCCUGAGUGCCGCGUGCCAGAAUACAACCUGCAGUACAAGGCUGGCUCCAUCUUGCAGUACAUCAAUAAGGAGUGUGGCGGACAGGUGUCUUGCAAGUUCAGCUUACAGACACACGUUCCCCUCGACCACCAGUUCUCGCAGGUGUGGAAGGGAGGAGCAUUGUGGGUCCGCUACAACUGUGUCAGACAGUCGUUGUUCCACCGUGUUUGUGGGACGGAGGUGAAGGGACAGGAGGGUUUUCUGAAGAGUGUUGGCUACCCUCAGUAUUAUCUUGGUGAGCCUCCAGUGUGCACCCUCACCAUCACCGCAGACCAGGGACAGCAGAUGCAGCUCACCAUUACAGACCUCAGCAUCAGGGAGAUCAUGCAGCCGUCUGAGAAUCGAUGUAAGGACAGUGUUGAGGUGAGUGAGGGGAGCAAGGUGGUGCUGGAGCGCUGCGGGGACACCAACAGGCCCCUCACCGUCACCUCAGAAGGCCCCUCUCUUAACGUCACUCUCUCUGCGUCCUCCCACGUGUUCCCCAAGAGAGGAUAUGUGGCUUAUUACAAAGCGCUUGGUUGCCCGACCCCAGACAUACCUGAGGACGGUUACCUUGCCUUCAGGAACAGCACACACGCAGAAUUCUGGUGCUGUGUCCGCCAUGCCUUCCCGGACACACUCACAAGGAAGAGAGUGUUGAAGUGUGGGCGGCAGAACACAUGGAAUGAAGAACUGCCAGACUGUGUGGACUUGGACGAGCUGCUGAGUGCAGGGAACAUCACCAUGGAUGUGUACCAGGGCCUCAUCAAUGGUACAUCUGGGGUGGCCAUGGCGGAGAAGCUGCGGCAAGCUCACCUAGUCUAUGACCUGGUGGUGCCAACAGUCAUCAUGUCAGUCCUGGUCCUUGGUAACGUCGCUGUGGUCUUCCUCAUCAUCUACUGUCGCAGGGGUGUGAUCGAGGAAGGGGCACGCUGUGAGGAGCUGGAAUCAAUCAAAGCCAACCCUGAACCGACAGACACAAUCGACAAUGAGCCGUGUAACGUGUAGCAGUGACGAGCCAUGGAGGUCUUAAGGUGGAGGUAAUGGUUCUGUCAGUGGAGGUAAUACUGCUACUUCUAAACACUCUCCUACUUCUCCACCUCCUCUACUGAGACUGCAAAUGGAAAGUGGAGAUGCUAUGAGAUUUUUUUCCUCCUAUUCUUUCACCUCCUCCACAUUUUCAGUAAGAAGAAGAGGAAGAUAAAGGUGUGGAAGUGGAGAUAAUAUUGAUAGGAAGAAGAGGUUAAGUUCUUCUAAUCUUCCUCCUCUUCCUUCUUGAUCUUGUCUUCUUCCUCUCUUCCUCUUCCUUGAUUCAAAGUAAGAGGAAGAGGAAGAUAAAAAGAAGAUAGAAAAAUGGAGGUAAUGUUCUAUAAUCUACUCUUCCUCCUCCUCCUCCUCCUCCAUUCCAGAUAAGAAGAGGAGUAAAGUACAAGAAUCAACAAAUCAACACAAAAGAAAAUUAAUUACCAGGAAGAAAAAACAAAAGUAAAAAUAAAGAAAGAAAAAGAGAAAAAGAGGGGAAAGAAAUUUAUGACUGUACCACCCGAAUCUUUUAUAUUUUCCCUAAGUAACCAAAAAACAACAGAAAGAAUAUGAAUCUCUUGUAUUAUGAUGCAAAUCUGACUGAUAUUACUGAUAGUGAGUUAGAUAAGGCAAUAUUUGAAUAAGAUGUAAAACUAUGAGUAUCCGAAAGGUGAAAUUAAGUUAAUAGAUUGCGAUUAGGCAAUGAAAGGUAUUGGAUUAAGAUUAAAUGAUGAAAAAAGUAUUGGAUUAAAGGAUUAGGUGAUAAAAGGUAUUGAAUAAGAUUUUUUAGAGUGUAUAUUGAAUUGGAUAAAGAAGUUAGGGUGAUAAAAAGUAUUGGAAUGAAAGCUUAGAGUGUUUAACAGAAUUGGAUUAAGAGAUUAGCUGAUAAAGUGUUGGAUUAAGAUUAUCAGGGUGUUUAUUGAGUGAUAAGGAUGUUUAGUGAAAUUAAUUGAAAUACAAGGGUGUUCAAGGAAUCAGAUUACAAGAUAAGGUGAUGAAAGCUAUUGGAUUAAAAAAUAGGAUGUUUGUGGAAUUAGAAGAAAGGUGAUAAAAAUACUAAAUUAAUAAAUUAGGAUAUUAAAUGAACCAAACAGAAUGAUUAGGAUAUUUUAAGGUAUCAGAUUAUGAGAUUAAGAGAUAAAAAGCCAUUGGAUUAAAAAAAUAGAAUGAUUAUGGAAUUGUAUCAAGAAAUAAGGUGAUAAAGAAUAUUGUAAUAAGAGAUUAGGAUAUUAAAUUAACCAAACAAAAAGAUUAGGAUAUUUUAAGGUAUCAGAUUAUGAGAUUAGGUGAUAAAAGCUGUUAGAUUAAAUAAAAUAAGGGUGUUUUUUAAAUUGAAUCAAUAAAUUAGGUGAUAAAAACAUUAGGAUAAUAAAUUGGGAUA